AUAUACAGCUAGCCCGCAUUGAUAAUUAAAAAUUCCUAAAUCAGAAUAUGGACAAUAUUAUAUGUAUAUUUCUCAAUAAUUCCCAGUUGUUAAUAGGCCUCAUGCAUUGACUCACAGUAGAUAAUAAGAAUAAUUCUUCAAGGUGAAAGCCCUUUUCCUUUUGUCUAAUAAUUGACAAAAUUUCCAUCACUACAGAGUAGAAACUCUUCGCUACUGAAAGACGGAAGGUUCAUUGCUUAACAGUUGUAGGCAUACUGCUCUCUGACAUCAAGCAUUUCAACCCGAAAAUAGAUCAAGCUAAUUAGGAUGGAGGAUGUCAACAUUGAUGAGAGUGCUACACCAAGUACUCAAGUAACUGAAGAGGAACCGCUGGGGCUUGAGGAUGAUGCUGAGAAGAUAAUUAAGCUACUGACCAGAGGAAUAAGGGAACGGGAUAUUGUCUCUAUUUUUGGCAUGCCUGGUCUCGGAAAGACCACUUUGGCAAAAAAGAUAUUCAAAGAUUCUUCUAUUGUUUCUCACUUUGAUGUUCGAGCAUGGGUUAUCAUUUCGCAAUCAUAUGAUGUGAGAGAGCUGUUGAGGGACAUCUAUAAGCAAGUGACAGGUGUUAAGUGCAGUGGAGAUAAGGAGAGUGACAUAGCCGAUAUGUUGCGCAAGUGUUUAAUAGGGAAAAGAUAUCUCAUUGUUUUGGAUGAUGUAUGGGAAGUAAAGGCAUGGGAUGAGUUAAGAUUAUGUUUUCCAAUCGGUAAACAAGGAAGCAGAAUCAUGUUAACAACUCGACUUGAACAUGUGGCAAUGGAAGUCGAGCACUGUGCCGAUCCUUAUUCCCCUCGAUUCCUAACCAGGGAAGCAAGCUGGAAAUUGUUGGAGAAAAAAGCAUUUCAAAAGGAAACUUGCCCUCCUGAAUUCAAGGAUGUUGGGGUACAAAUUGCAGAAUAUUGUAAAGGGCUGCCUCUUACAGUUGUUUUGGUUGGUGGAAUUCUGGCAAAGAAAGAAAGGAAUGUCUCGGAGUGGUGUGAAGUUGCAAACAAUUUAAAGUCUCAUCUUGGAGCAGUUGAAAGUGAGAGCAACUUGGCAAUACAAUUAAGUUACUGCUAUUUACCGGAUCAUUUGAGACAUUGCCUUCUAACUAUGGGAGUAUUUAGGGAGGAUGAAAAAAUUGGCCCAUCUAAAUUGAUGUUACUCUGGAUGGCCGAAGGCCUCGUUCAAUGUAGUGAUGAGAGAGGAUUGGAGGAGGUAGCUGAAGUUUACUUGACCGAUAUAAUUUCAAGUAGCCUACUAAUGGUUUCAAAGACGACCUUUGAUGGCAAGGUGAAGUACUUGCAAAUUCAUGAUCUAGUGCGUGACUUUGUCUUAAACAAAGCUAAAGAAGAAAAAUUCAUGCAAGUUAUAGGGACACAUAACCAAUAUCAACCUUCAUAUGAUGAAGAACAUCGAGUGUGCAUUCACCUCGACCAUAAGCUUCGUCAUGAUUUGCAGAGAUUCGACAACGAAGUAGAUAGAUUCCUCACAAGCGGCUCAAAAAAAGGAACAUCUUUUGGACAAGAUCUUAAAUCGUUCUUUGUUACUAAUAACGCGGAUGAUUUUCUUGCUUAUAGAGAUUUUUGGAAUAGUGAGUCUAGUUUUCACGGUACUAUUUCUGAAGAGUAUUUAUCUCGUUCCUAUCAUUUCUCAUCAGUUGGAGACUUAAGACUUCUUAGAGUGCUGGAUAUCAAGAACUGCAUUCCAGGGGAUUAUACGAAUAUAGAAGAUAUAUUGCAAUCACUAGUUUACCUGAGAUACCUGGGAAUGUGUUUCGAAAAGUUUUUUUUCGAGUGGGUAUCACACAUGUGCGAUCUGGAAACUUUACUGGUGGAUACUGAGAUAUCAGUAGAAGGGACACCUCAUAUUUGGAAGAUGACAAAAUUAAAGCAUGUAGACGUAUCAACACGCUUACCUCAUGAGAUAUUUGCAGUUUCUGAAGAAGGUCCGUCUAAGUUGGAGAAUUUGAGGGCAUUUAAAGGCAUGUGUUUAUUUCGUGAGGAUAUAGAGUUAAUUGAGAUGUUUCCCAAUCUUCAAAAGCUUCUCCUCGUAAUAAUUGUUAAUUAUUUAGAUGAAGCUGAAGUUAAUGAUUUUGAUGAAGCUGAAGUUAAUAAUUUUGGUGAAGCUAACUCUCUCGUUCUGAAAUUGGAUGUUCUUACACAGCUUCAAUCUCUCGUGUUUGGUUCGAUGUAUAAUAUCACCAAGUAUUAUUUACCUUCAAGUCUCAAAGAGCUGAUCCUCCGCCAAAUUAAUAUACUAGCAAGUGCAACUUCCACAAUUGCUGGGUUACCCAACCUUCAAAGACUGGUAUUUCAAGGGUGUAGAUUCGAGCAAGAGGAGUGGGACGUGAGAGAUAUGGAGUUCCCGGUACUCAAAAUCUUAAAAUUUCGAGGCGUUCAUAUUAGGGAAUGGCACGUCUUAGAAUCAUCAUCAUUUCCCAUGCUUGAAAGUUUAGUGCUAAAAUCUGUUGAAUUGCUUGAGAAGAUUCCUGACAGUUUUGUGGAUAUUGGAACGCUUACAUCAAUCAAGGUGAUCCAUUGUAAUCAAAACUCCCUCAAGGUUUCAGCUUUGGAGAUUAAGGAAGAAGUAGAAGCAACUACAGGGUGUGACAACCUGGACGUCUAUAUUUUUCCUCCUUACUCUCGAAAUGAAACCAAAAGAAUUACAGAUGAUCAGGCGUCUGAGUUCAAGGAAAUAUUCAGCCGAUUUGACCUGGAUCAGGAUGGAUUUAUUAUUGCAGCUGAUCUUCGCCAUUUCAUGGCAAACAGAGACAAGGCACCACCUACAGAUGAAGAGGUUGAUGAGUUAAUUCGUGAAGCUGACGUGGAUGGUGAUGGACGGAUCAGCUAUGAGGAGUUCGUCAACUACAUGAUGGCCAUGAAAAGUGCCGAAGAAGAGGGCGGGGAUGAGGAAGGAGAAAAGGAAGAGGAAUAAAAACAAGAAGAGAAGGAAGACGAAGCAAAUUAAAGCAGAAGAGAAAGAGGAUGAGCAAGAAGAAGAAGAAGAGCAGAGGAGAAAAUAAAGAAUAAUUAUAAAGCCAGAGCAAUCAGAACCAUUGUUUGAUUGUCUUGACUAUGUACAGUUCUUAAGUUUAUUUGUCAAAAUCGUAAAGUUGUAGAAUCUUGCAUUCGUGUCUAGAAAUUGUGUUAGAUUGUACAAAAAUUUCAACUUGUGAAGUGAACAAGUAAUUCCUUACCAACCAUACUAGUUGUGAUGA
This is a messenger RNA of Nicotiana tabacum (common tobacco), 3235 nucleotides long. Its product is annotated as putative late blight resistance protein homolog R1A-10. The record is from RefSeq and is a predicted model, not a curated record. Gene Ontology annotation, molecular function: ADP binding; calcium ion binding. Lineage: Eukaryota; Viridiplantae; Streptophyta; Magnoliopsida; Solanales; Solanaceae. Gene Ontology annotation, biological process: defense response to other organism.